GUCUGCUGGUCUAGAACAAGAGCUUCAUGAGGGUCCGGGGCAGGAUCCAGUUGAACACCUACAGGCUUCGUUCCCGCGAGCUCCAACUGGCCGACGAGUUCCUGGCGCACAUCCGGUCUUUGCCCGUGCAGUACGACAAAGCCAUUUACUUUGCCUUCCUGGAGGACUACGGGACCCACUACACCAAAAACGGGAGGUCCGGCGGAGAAUACGAGUUGAUCUACGUUCUUAACCAGGAUGCCAUCAAGGCCAAAAAUCUGACCGAGCGGAAGAUUCAAGAAUGCGUCAAAUUGGGCAUUUCGGUGGAUUUUUCCGUGGACAGUAUUAAAGAUGGCAAAGCUCAUGCCAGCGACGACAAGUGUGAAACCGUAUCCACAAGUCUCAAAGACGAGAUCGCCGGCAAGGCGGUGGUGGACAAGGUGAUGACGUCCGUCAAAGGCGGCACUCUGGAGAGCGCGGUGGUCAUGAGGGCCAAGCUCAACAAAGAAGGUGUGAUGGAUGUGGACACCUACCAGAAGUGGGCUCGGACCAUCGCUGACGCCCCGGCGCUGCUCCACAGUGAGCCGCAGCCCAUCUACACCCUGGUCCCCCUGGACAUGGCGAACGCCAGCGCCAGGAUCGCCAACAUGAAGCGGGCCACGGCGGACUACAUAGCGGAGUACAGCGUGUGCAAGUGUAGUCCGUGCCACAACGGAGGCACCCUGGCUCUGCUGGACGGGAGGUGUGUGUGUCUCUGCUCGCAUCUCUUCGAGGGACGGGCGUGCCAGAAUUUCAAAGGCGACAAAGUCAAGAACUCGGUGGCUACGAGGCCCACGGUCUCGCAAGAGGGCAACUGGUCUUGUUGGUCCAGCUGGUCCAGCUGUAGCGGUGGCAAGCGGACCAGGACGCGGGCCUGCAACACGAUAGGAGUCCUCGGCGCCACCUGUAGGGGAGACACCAGCAGUGAAGAGUACUGCUGAACAACAGCCACGCCUACUAAAUCCAAGUCUGGGAAACAGCGGCCCCCGGUGGUUGAAGACGGUAUCACUGAAAUGUAGGCAUUUGUUUUUGUUAGUGAUCAUCAGUGCUGCAUGUCAGAUAUGUUUUCUUGUACAAAUACACUUUAUUAAUCAUAACCACUCAAAAAGUGUUGGUAAAGAUGUAAAACUACAAGAAUACUUCUGAAACAUUGUCUUUGUCUACAGGAAUGAAGUGGUAAUGGUACAAGGAUAAAAGUGUGACGUUACGAGAAAUAUUACAAUAUUAUCUUUCUAUGUAUGUUCUAUUUAAUUGCACAAUAAACUGUGUAGACCUGA
Molecule: messenger RNA, 1295 nt
Organism: Entelurus aequoreus (snake pipefish)
Lineage: Eukaryota; Metazoa; Chordata; Actinopteri; Syngnathiformes; Syngnathidae
Product: complement component C9-like
Exons: 5
Coding region: 27-959 (310 amino acids)
Biological process (GO): immune response
Cellular component (GO): membrane attack complex
Source: RefSeq, a predicted model, not a curated record